AUGGAGGCUAUUGAUGAAAAGGUGGAUGCGGUUGAUCUUUUAGAAGAGUUUUGGUUCUUUGACAACUUACUCAAAAGAAGAACAACAAUGGUGAGAUGUCAUUCUGAUCCUUGUACUUCCUCAAAUUUUAAUCAAUUUGAAGGAAGUACUUCUAGUUCAUCAACAGAGAAGCUCCCUGAAGUUGGUGUUGUUCGUUCUAAUAAGCUGAUUCGUGCACCAUCUUUGCCGCCUUGUAUAGGGAGGAAAGAAGAAAAUAAUGUUCAAGAGAAAGAAAGGAAUAAUGGGAGAAGUAAAUUGACUAGACAAUCAUCACAUCAAGGUUUGCUUCAAGCAGCGAAACCAAGUUGUGUAGCGAAGAAGGAAGUAACCCAAGAGCAGAGAUCGAGUGCUGCAACUAGGAACAAAGUGAUGAACACGGGACAAUCUUCUCGGAGAAAUUUGCUAAGGACUCCUUCUUUACCACCUGAUUUUGGAAGAUCAGAAGACAUCUACCAAGACAAAGAGAGUGAUGCCAGAAUGAGUAGAUUGAUUCAACAGGCUUUUGCCAAUUCUUCAGACUUCUUGCAGAAUCAACAUUCUUCAAAGGGAAUGACACGAACUUAUGACAUUCCGAGGUACAGACCACCAAGAAACUUGGAUUUGGAGAGCCAUAAUAACACAACUGGCAUCAAGGAAAUGAACAGGCGAUACAGCCUGAACCAAGGGAAGAUGAGAAAGAGCCUGAGUGCUCUUGAAUCCGAAGAAGUUCAAGGUUUCAAGGACUUGGGAUUCACAUUUGACAAAAAGAACUUAACCCCAAGUGUGGCCGACAUUCUUCCUGGUUUGCAAGAGAAGAAGAAAGAAGAAUUGGAUGAAGAAGAUAAUAAGAUGAGGAAGCCUUAUUUGUCAGAGGCAUGGCUUGUACAAAGCUGUGCACCUCCUCCAGUUCCGAAUUGGGUAUCCAAAAAUUCUGCAGAAGACAUGAAGACACAAAUCAAGUUCUGGGCUAAAACUGUGGCAUCUAAUGUUCGUGUGCAAGAGUGUUAAUAACUUUACAUCUGAUCAAUUUGACAUUAAAAUAGAUAUAACUUCUCUCUGCUAAUCAAAUUUUUUGGUCUUGCAAUUCCUGAGAUUCUUUUUCUUUUGGAUGUAUCUAAUUUGGGAUCAGAAAUGUAGAGAUUUUAAGGAAUUGCCAAAAGGAGUCCGGGAGGUAUAAAUUUCUGCCAAUCUUCUUCCUUUUUCAGGUUCAAAUUAAUACUGGAUGAACUUUACUGGGCACUAAUGUAACUUUGAUUUGUUCACA
This is a messenger RNA of Pistacia vera, 1282 nucleotides long. RefSeq lists its product as uncharacterized. Lineage: Eukaryota; Viridiplantae; Streptophyta; Magnoliopsida; Sapindales; Anacardiaceae. The record is from RefSeq and is a predicted model, not a curated record. The transcript is spliced from 2 exons. Bases 1 to 1026 code for a protein of 341 amino acids.